AAGGGCAGAGUGAGGGCAGCGGCUUCAGCCGCUGUUACUGAGCAUGCCCGCUACACCCUCCCCGGCACAGGCGGACCGGGAGCGGCUUCUGACGCGACCCCGGCAGGCGGGGCGCAGCGGCCCCUCCCCCCCCCCCGGGGGCCGGGCCGCCUGCCCCAGCUCCGGCUGCUCCGCCAGCGCACACCCAGCACGAGGCGCCCGCGUCCCCGCCGCUCUGCUCAGGAUGGUCAUCCGGGUCUACAUCGCCUCCUCCUCCGGCUCCACGGCGAUCAAAAAACAGCAGCAAGAUGUGUUAGGCUUCUUGGAAGCCAACAAGAUUGAAUUUGAAGAAAAAGAUAUUGCAGCCAACGAGGAGAACCGGAAAUGGAUGAGAGAGAAUGUCCCGGAAGAGAGCCGACCAACGAGUGGAAAUCCAUUGCCCCCUCGAAUCUUCAAUGAUAGCCGAUACCUUGGGGAUUAUGAAGCUUUCUUCGAAGCGAGAGAGAAUAAUGCAGUGUAUGCUUUUUUAGGCUUGACUGCUCCUCCUGGUUCAAAGGAAGCUGAAGCACUGGCGAAGCAGCAAGCAUGAAUUUCAACUGCCUUAAAUGUUCUGUAAAGGGAACUUCCACAGCUUUUUAUAAAAUAGUAAAAUUGUCUCUGCUUCAAGAAAAAUAGAUUUAAUUUCUAACAUUUUGAUUGGUGCUUGCAGCAUCCACGAUACAUGAAUAUAAAUAUGAACCUGGUGAACAUGGGAACAUUAGGGUAGAGAGCAUGGAAGACACUAUUGCAAAGUUGGAAGCAUAGGAAACUGAAUCAAUUAGAAGUGAUUGAUUUAAAGUCAUUUAAACUAUGUCUGGGCAAUUAUGUCCAUUUUUGUAAACUUAAAGAAAACCUAUUUUAGUACUAAUUAUGCAGAUAAACUUGCACCUGGAGAUCCAGCUAUUUAAAUAUAGGGGAAAACAAGCAACAACAUAAAACCUUAUCAAAUAACUCUAGUGCCUGAAUUGCCUCAAAUGUUAUUGAACAAUACAAAAAUACAGUAAUUUCUCAAUGUCUUUUUAAAUUGUGGUUUAAAAUGAAAUUGUAAGUGUUGUGUAGCGGAGUAACCAUAGUAAUCGCUUAUGGAAAUUACGACAUUUGUAGAAUAAAGAUUUGAAAUUGUAUUGUAACACAUUGUACAGAUCUAAAAAAAAAAUGUUGCCAUGUAUUUCACAUUUAAGUGACCAAUGUGGGCCCUUUCCACAAAAAAGAAAUUGAGCAGUGGAUAACAUUUCCAUUGGCACGUUCACCACAUAGCUCUCUAACCAUGACUUGAUUAUAUGUUUGUGUGCUAGAUUUAGUGCACUUCAGUGAAAUAUACACUAAUUCCUAGGCAGUGUGACAAAUAAGCCAAAAUGGCCAGAAAUGGCAUUUCCUUACACGUGUAAGAGCUAAAGCCUUUCAUGUAAUAGUUUACAAGUUCACAUUGUUUAUAGUUUAGGUGUUUGCAUGUUCUAGUCAUUACUAGUUGCAUAUAGUAAUUUUUCAUAUGGGGAACUAAAAGUAAAUGUUUGAGUUGUAAGAAGUAUUGUAAUUGAGUGUGGGGGUGGGGGGUUUCUUUCAUGUUUUAAAAGUUGAUUUGUAUUGCCAUGGAAUUAGUGAAUCCUAUUAAAGAACAGCAUUCUGUAUCAGUGAAUUCACCAAGUGCAAUAUUAAUCCAUUACAUGCCUUAGGUAUACAUCAGAUAUUUGGCAAAGGGGCAUUCACAUAGUCUGCAUAUUAUGGCCAUCCACUGGAAAAUCAUGAAGACCUAUUUAAAAGCCUAACCAUACAUGCACCUGAAGUGGUAAGGAGUAGUUUUAAAAUUUACAUGUGUGAUUUUAAAAUAUAUCUUGCACAGUAUAAGCCACUCUUACUUCCCAAAUGCAUCAACACCAUAAAACAGUGAUAUGUAGCCUUUACUGUAGUUGGAGGGGCAUUCUACAAGCACAGGACACAUGUUUUAUUUUCAUCUGCUUUAUAACAACAUAGAAAUAGGUGGUAUAGAUCAGAAAAAGACUUAAAGGUUUUAUGCCACUUGCAAACCGUAGCAUAUCCUGGCCAUUACUUAUUUUGAUGUAUUAAAGUUAUGCAGUGCUUUAAAAUGCUUCCUGAGACAUUUAUAAUUCUAAGAUCCAAAAAUAGUAACAGGAUAGAAGUAAAGACUUAAUUAUACUCUACAACAGAAUAAUUAUUUUCCUCUUGCCAGCAUAUUUCUUUUGGGCUCAGCAUUUCCUCAGCUGCAAGAAGUGUCUUCAUCAACACCUAAAUAAGUAGCAGAGAAAUGUUUUUCCUUGCACUGUUGUGAGAGCAGUCUGGUUCCCACACAAAUCAAUGGCAAAAUUCCCAUAGAUUUCAGCAUGAGCAGGAGUGGGCUUGUAAUGGCGUUUGGAACCUGGCUAGUUACAUUAGCAUUUAGUCCAUGUUUUUCUAAUUUUGAGCCUGGGAAUAGACAUUUUGUAGUUUCUGCUUACAGAUGCCUGACCUGUGUCCCUGUCUGUAUGAAAGUAGGACAGUUAAAUGUAGCCUAAUCUCCAGAAUGAACCCAUAUCAUAUUUUGUGCUUUCUCUUUAGCAGGCUUACUAUUAAUUGCUGGGGUGGGAGAGUGGAGGAGACUAUUGUUGGGUUUUUUAUUUUUGUUGCUUUAAAUCAAGUGUCUGCGGUCCAUGAUUCAGCAUGACUUAGUCUUUUUAUAUAAGGUCUCUGGUAUUAUUGGCAGUAUCUCUUCUAUGCCUAGACCUACUAGACGAGUUUGGAGGAAAUGAAUAAGAAUAUUGAAAGGAGUUUUGUGAAGAAAAUGGAAUUUGACACACAGGUUGCUAUACUCCUGUUGAUUUGCUGUGUUUCCUAUGUAAACAAAAUGUGGCAUUACCUUUUGUGUAUUGCAUCUAUUUGAGGAAGCUAUAACUGAAAAUUAUUGCCAAAUUUUGUCAGCUCAGUGACACAAAACAUUCUGAAACAAGGUCAUCUCUAUUUCUGAUCUUUGAGAAAGUUGCCAAGUUUUAAGAAAGCGGUGUCAUUCCCCCUUGCAGUCCCUCUUCUUUGCCAGAUGGUAACACUCAAACUGCAUCUGUAUUCCUGAGGAAGCAGUGUGAAGACAGGGACUGGCUUAUUUCUUCUGGUGUCUGGGGGGACAAAGCAUGAACACAAACUGAAAAAUAUCUAAGUGGUCUGUUCUUGUUUUGGCCUGUAUGAAGAACUCAGAUUAGUAUUAAUGUAGAUUUCAUGCAUGUUUGAGUGACAGAGGUGAAAAUAUACCUGUGUGGUGGUCUCAACACAUUGGUUCUGUGGUUCACAUUACUAUGUUUUUAGGUCAAUUGUGGAUGUUGCAUCUUAAGAAGAACUUGUUCAUUUCUUCCUGCCUCUUUUUUUUCUAUAUAGAAGGUAAGGUGACGAGGCAUCAAACUUUUUCUUUCUUUCUUUUUUCUUUCAAUUAUUGAUGUAUCAUUCCAAUAAAUUGGUUUUAGAAUGUUUUCUCAUUAUAUUAGUUUGAUUUUUGUUGGGUGUUUUCGGCUUGGUAUUUUCAGUGUUGGAAAGGAUCCUCUUUGUUUAGCUUGCAAAGCAAAUCUGAGGAUAUUCAACCUAAAGAGCUGCUUUAAAAUUUCAGCAUCUGUAGCAGCCACAAAAUUAAUGUAGUGCACACAUUCCCCUAUACCACCCCCAUUACUGUAAAUUCAUGUUAAUAGUUUUGUGCCCUGUUGCUGGAAUUAAGCUUUAGUCUAAUAGCUGUAUCUACACCACUUAAAUGAUCUGUGUUAGAAAAUGUGUGUGAAAUACAGUUCCUACCCCACAUUUACACUUCCUCCCCCAAACUGAUGUUGAAUCCAAUUGAUCUAGAUCAGAGGUUCUCAACCAGGGGUACGCGUACCCUUCGAGGUACACAGUGGUUUUCCAGGGUGUACAUCAGCCCAUCUAGAUAUUUGCUGAGUUUUACAACAGGCUAUAUAAAAAUCCCUAGUGAAGUCAGUACAAACUAACAUUUCAUACAAUGACUUGUUUAUACUGCUCUAUAUUCUAUAUAUUGAAAUGUAAGAACAGUAUUUAUAUUCCAAUUGAUUUAUUAAUUAUAUGGUAAAAAAUGAGUCAGCGAUAUUUCAGUAAUAGUGUGGUGUUAUACUUUUGUAUUUUUGUGUCUGAUUUUGUAAGCAAGUAGUUUUUAAGUGAGGUGAAACUUGGGAGGGUAUGCAAGACAAAUCAGAUUCCUGAAAGGGUACAGUAGCCUGGAAAGGUUGAGCGCCACUGAUCUGGAGUGUAUGGAUAGGUCAACCAGCUUCAGCACCUUUUGUAGUAAAACUUGUUAGACAAUUUAGCCUGCUUUGCCACAGUGGAUAUUGAACUUGGUUGAACCUGUCUAUAAGAGUGGGAUAAGUAUGUUCUUACCGGUUGCAGGAGGGACAGUGGGUCACAUAAAGAAAAGGAGUACUUGUGGCACCUUAGAGACUAACAAAUUUAUUAGAGCAUAAGCUUUCGUGAGCUACAGCUCACUUCAUCGGAUGCAUCCAUUAAAAUGCCAUUAUUUGGUAUUUUAAUAAGUGGUCCAUAUUGUCAUUUAGGAAGAGAGUCUUUUGUGGUCUCUCAUCACAAGGAAUCCCAUUUGCCUUAUAUGUUUCACUUGUAUAACAUAGAUUCAUUUCAUGUUUUGUUUACUGUUUUAAAAAUAUAGUCUUAAAAGCAAAGAAUAUUGUUACUCAGAAAUGCAAAGCUCUUCAAUAAAAAAUGAAUUCCAAAAAUCUGCAAUAAAAACUGCAUGUCUGCAUUUAAUGUUUACUUAGCUUGCCGUUUCAGGGUACAGUGGUGUGCACUAUAAUACAUUUUUUACUAUACA
Messenger RNA from Dermochelys coriacea (leatherback sea turtle), 4822 nucleotides. RefSeq names its product SH3 domain binding glutamate rich protein like (gene SH3BGRL). The transcript is spliced from 4 exons. The record is from RefSeq and is a predicted model, not a curated record. Gene Ontology annotation, cellular component: cytoplasm. NCBI's taxonomy places the organism in Eukaryota, Metazoa, Chordata, Testudines, Dermochelyidae. The coding region runs from base 44 to 568 and encodes 174 amino acids.